Messenger RNA from Cherax quadricarinatus, 16136 nucleotides. RefSeq names its product coiled-coil domain-containing protein 102A. Gene Ontology annotation, cellular component: myosin complex. Lineage: Eukaryota; Metazoa; Arthropoda; Malacostraca; Decapoda; Parastacidae. The record is from RefSeq and is a predicted model, not a curated record.
GGGAGGUGGAGGGGUGGCCUGGCCUGGUCGCCGCUAGAUGGCUCCACUAUAACAUGUGUUGUCAACAUCACUCUGCAAGAUGUGAUGAAGGACCACAUACCUUACGGUUGUGAUGAUGGCACAAUCAGGUGGCAGUGCAAGCCGUCGUGGGGCUCAGGCCCCUCUUCCAGGGGCCCACCCUCACCCUCCUGCCCCUCACUCACAUGACCCUGUGCCACUUCCAUAUCACUGGCAUGAUAAACAGGAAGGUUGUGUCUAUGACCAAAGUUAUUCCUCAGGAGAUGAUGCAGCGGGAACUGGAGGAGGCUCGUGCUCGAGCGACACAGAUGGAGAAAACUAUGAGGUGGUGGUCUGACUGCACAGCUAACUGGAGAGAAAAGUGGAGCAAGGUUCGAAGUGAGCGCAAUAAAGCACGGGAGGAAGUGAGGAUCUUGCGGGGUCGUCUUGAGGUAUCACAACGAGAGACUGGCGUUCUAAGAAGAGAGAAGAAUGAUUUAGAAUCUCAGAUGACACAGUUAACUCAGACUUACCAGUUGAGACCUAGAAAGGACAGUGUCGCAGAUAAAACUGAAGAUGUCAGAGAUGAGGGUAGCCAUAAAGGAGACUCGCCAGAGCGCGAUGGCAGCACUCCAGUACGCCCCAUCACCCAGACAGAGGCAGAAAAAUUGUCCAACGAUGAACUUCAGUUUAUCCGUGAUGCUAAAAAUACAAAUUUCAGCCUUCUCGAAGAAAUGUUCGGAUCUCGUGGAAGUCACACAGGUGACGAUAUUCUGGGAAAUAAUGGAGGUAAUAUUAAUGAGACAUUAGUGCAGAGUGGUGUUGAAAACGUCUCUGUUUAUGCUCACAAACCUAGUGAAGCCUCCCGCCUUAGUGAGAAGUGUCGUGCUGGCCGUGAAGUGAAGGAUCUGAUAUGUGAUGAGUACCUUAAAGAUAGUGCUGUUAAAGAGGUUUCUGAAAACUGUCAUCAUCCUCAGAGAGAAAAUGACAUUGAGGAAAAAAUGAUCCACACCCAGCAGCAGCAACAGCAGCAGCAACAGCAGCAGCAGCAGCAGCAGCAGCAGCAGGAACAUGCAUUUAGAGAGAAUGCAGCUGCUGGUGCUGGAAGUAGUAAUAGUAGCAGCCAGCCGUCCCCAUCCCACAGGAUGUCUGCCAUGUCAGACCCUCUCCCAGACACGUGCCAUAUUAAUCCUAGAAUAUCAGCGGUUUCAGACCCUAUGAGUGAAUUUUGUGGGGGGAGUGAGUGUAGUGAAGGGGGUUAUGAAGAAUCUGUCCGUUCCAACGAUGGAGUCGGUGGCCGUGAAGUUAAAAGAGCAUGGAGGACAAACAAUGGUGGUAAUGGUGUCAUAGGUGUGGGUGGGGGUACAGUGAUGGAUGAGAUGGGCAUUACUCCUGAACAGGAGAGUUUAGAGCAGCAAGUUACCAUGCUUAAAUUACGAUUGGAUGAAGCCACCAAGACCAUACAAGCAGAAAGAGAUGAAAAGCUUGUACUGCAUCGUGAGUGUUCAAAAUGGCAGUCAGAGGCCAAUGAACUACGGUCGAGAUUAGACGAUGUUCGAGCUUCUCGGCAGGAAGCGGUAAAAGAGCUGGUGUCUCUACGCACUCAACAUCAGAAGGAAGUACAAUGUUUGCAGCUUGAGAUGUUAGAUGAAGCAUCAUCAAGGGAAUGUAUAGACCGCAGAUUAGCAGACCUGAGAGCAGAACUGGAGAGAUUGCAGGAGGAAAAUGCUGCAGAAUGGGGUAGAAGAGAAAGACUUGAGAGUGAAAAACUAGGGCUAGAGCGAGAAAACAAGAAACUGAGAGCUCAAGUCUCAGACCUAGAAGAAAGGCUUGACAAAAGAAGCAAAAUGACAACAUCAACACCAGACUCAGACGUGGCUCAACUCAAACAAGAGAUUGCAGACAAGUUUAAGGAGUUAUCAGAGCUGAAGCAUGCCCACUCUAAGCUUAAGAAAGUUCUAGCAGACAAAUCUGUUGAACUACUGCACUGUUCUCGACGGGCUGAUCAGUAUGAAAGCGAAGUGAAGAGGCUGAGGGCUCGGGUAGAUGAACUGAAGAAGGAACUCGCAGCUGCUGAAGAUGAAGUUGAUGGUGCUUCAAACAAUAUUAGAAAACUACAACGUGCUAACGAUGAGCUUCAAGAAACCGUAGAAAACCUAGAAGUUCAGGUUGAACACCUCCAGUCCCGCCUACGGUCAUCACAAAAUUCAUCCCUUCCUCUUCGAACUGCAACCCUUCUCCAAGACUCUGAUGAUGACCAUGCUCAGUUCUAAGGAGCCUCUGAUGAAUUAACUUCGUAAUGAUGUUUUAUUCUUACGACGUAAUACAGCCAAACAGCCUUAGUGAAGGCUGAGUCUGCUUGGAAACUCAGAAGUAUUUGCAUAGAGAAGAUUUACAACUGAAGAUUGUGAUAUUUUGAACAUUUUGUAUAGUGUAUGUAAAGAUUAUUAUGCAGCAUGUGGGUCUGUAUUUUAAGAUUAUGUUGCAAACAAAUAAGUUAUUUCUGUGAUUAUGGUAAUAAAGGAAAUCAUUUCAUAUUAACAGUGGGUUUGAGUUGUACAAUGAAAUAUCAAAAUACAGUAGUGUGUGUUAAAUUUUGUAGAUGUCGUGUUGCAUGUGUGUAAGUUGAUAAAUGACUUAUUAACGCUUUCUCUGCUGUUUACAGUAAUCUUCUGACAUGAAGUGUGAUAAACGUAAAGAGCUGGGUGUGACUAAAUAUUAGCCACCUGUGUUCUUGUUUUGUAAAUACGUACUGUUAUUUAUAACAAUCAUCACAGCAAAGUCAUAAGUAAAAAUGGAUUACCCUUGCUUUAAGUAGCUACAUAUUUCUAGUUUAUUUUAACUCAUGUCAGUCUUCAGCAUGUUUUCUUAAGCAAAAUAUCAAAAUUUUUACUUAAGUUUUCAACGCACAUAAAAUGUCACUUGACCUAACAGUUAACAAUAAUAAUUCAGUUGUUACUCUUCUCCGACGGCUGAGUAGGUGCUCAAUUCUGUGAUGAGAAAAGGGAGUGUGUUGAACACUGCAUUCAGAAAUAAAAAAUUGAGUGUGUUUCAAAAAAACGAGCUUUGAGCCACCAAGGCUACUGUAGAAUAUUAGUGUCUGUAAUUAUUGUCUGACAGCCUUCCAUCAUUUGUCUUCAUACAAAUAUUUUUCACAAAUAUUUAGGUAGUGCAGUCAGUGCUGUAUAUUAUUGCUUUCUGAAAAUUUAUGCAUUUAGUUUGCCAGGAAUAUCAUCAUGAUUUCAUAAAAAAUAUUUUAAGGCAGAAAUAAAUGAAGCAGGUGUAAGAAGCCUCUAACACAUUACUCAAUAGUUUGCACUCUCUCAAGCUGGUCAUACACUAAAGUGUCUUUACUGCACCAUCCAGUAUCAGGUAACCUUCCUUUUAUCUCAUCAGACUCUCAUGCCAUGUUUCUAGUGUCAAAAGAGCAAUGUAUAUCUUACUCCAUUACCUGUGCUUCCCUCUGAUUGUAAAUAUUCCCUACGGUUAACCAGUGCUAGCGAUAGCAUUAUACUCAGGACUUUGGGCUAUGAGCUUUUUACUCUACAAUCUUAAUUUUAUACUUAAUGAGGAAUAAGUCACAGUAGUGUGGCUGGAACAAUGCACCAAUAACCCACACUUACAGAGAAAACUUUAGGUGAUUUUUUUUGUCUAAGUGUGGGGAUAUUUGUGAAUUUAUGCAUAAUAUUUGAACUAAGGCAUUAUCCAGUGUAUGUGUGCAGUGUCAUGAAUAAUUAAUAUAGUUAACCUGCCAAGUAAGUUUAUAAGGUAUCUAUUAUUUUUUUAAGACAGUAAAUGAACACACAUGUAUUAAAAUUAUUACCUGUGGUAAAUGCUAAGUCUGAUGAUAAAUUAGAAGAAAUGCUUCUUCCCUUGACUUAGGCUUUUUUUCAUGAUAAAUAAUUAUAUACAAUUUUGCCAUUACAAGUCUAGGACUUUUUAAAUACAUUUGUUUUAUGUACUAAUUUUAAGAGAAAAUCUUUUUAUUUUUAACACACCAACUGCCUCUCAUCAAGGCCUGAUGACCUGAAAAAAAAGUAGAAACACUCACUCCAUUAUUGUCUUGCUAGAGAUGUGCCGAUACCAGAGCUCAGACGCCCCUCCAAGUUGCAGUGUCCCCAUUCCUCCUUGAAGAGUGCAGGCACUGUACUUCCCACCUCCAGGACUCAAACCAGUUUCCUUGAAUCCCUUCAUAAAUGUUACCUUGUUCACACUCCAACAGCACAUCAUUUUUUUAUUUUAUCUAUAUAGCACUAUCCUAUUUCCACCCAACCUCAGUGAGAGAUGGCCGGUGUGUUAAAAAACAAGCACUGUUAUAAUGGUAGUAGGUUAUGAUGAUUUUACUUUAUAAUUGACUUGAUAUUUCAACUUUUAUUUAAUUAUUCCUGUAGAGAUUCACAGUGGCCAACAAAUAUUGUAUCACUCUUAACCCUUUGACUGUCGCAGCCGUAUAUAUACGUCUUACGAGGUACCGGUUUGACGUAUAUAUACUCAUAAAUUCUAGCAGCUUCAAAUCAAGCAGGAGAAAGCUGGUAGGCCCACAUGUGAGAGAAUGGGUCUGUGUGGUCAGUGUGCACCAUAUAAAAAAAAUCCUGGAGUACGCAGUGCAUAAUGAGAAAAAAAAAACUCCGACCGUUUUUUUUUUAAUUAAAAUGCCGACUUUGUGGUCUAUUUUCGUAUAGUAUUUAUGGUUGUAUUUUCGUUUUCUUGGUCUCAUUUGAUAGAAUGGAAAACAUAUUAUAGAAAUAGAGGUGAUUUUGAUUGAUUUUACUAUAAAAAGAACCUAGAAAUGGAGCUCAAAGUAGGGGAAAUGUUUGAUUUUUGCCAAUGUUCAAAAGUAAACAAAUGAUGCCAUUGUCCAAUAAAUGUCCAACUAGCCAUUCUGAUAUGCAGUCAUGAAUUGGUUGAUGUUAUUUAUACAAUUAUUACAGUAUUGCAGUAGUCUGCAUAAUAGAAAGUCUUCUAUUUUUUGUUUGAAUAAAAAUUCAAAAUAGAAAGCAAGAGUAAUAUCAGAGGGGCCUGGAGACAUGACUGAUGAACAAAGAAAAUAUUUUAGAGCCAGGAAUGUCUGCAUUGUUCAUUCUGGACCUUAUUUUGAAAUUGUCAUAUUUUUUAGUUUUCGUGAAAUUGGCCAAAUUGCAAAUUUCUGACCACAUUAUUAGGUAGUUGAAAUCGGUAAAUGGGCAGUUUCUUGUACUCAAUCGAUAGAAAAAAUGGAGUUCUAAAGAAAUAGCUAUGAGUUCGGGCGACUGGAACAACGGAAUUAGCCGAAAAUAGGGCUCAAAGUGGGCGAAAUCGCUGAUUUGUAAACAGCGCAGAGGUCGCUAACUUCGCGAGAGCAUAAUUCCGUCAGUUUUCCAUCAAAUUUCGUUUUUUUGGUGUCAUUACAAUCAGGAAAAGAUUCUCUGUCAUUUCAUAAGAAAAAAUAAUUUUUUUUUUUUUUUAAAUUUUGCGACACCAGGAGACACCUCAGGAUUGGGGAUUGCGACAGUCAAAGGGUUAAUAGGUUUUUAUUAAGUAAUUAUUCUGUCAAGUAUGGGGAAUGGAUUACUACUAGAAAUAUAGAUUGAGAAUUUUUUUCUUCUUGAAAGCCUUCUUUUCUGUUGUCAUUUCCUUUCCCAAUUUCAUAGGGUGGACCAAGUGCCUCAAACAAGACCUUAAACACCUCUUGUAGGAAUAUGUUCCUACUCAAAUGGUGUCCUCUUUACUUGUAAUGAAGUUUUUGCCCUCCAUCUCUUGCAGGGAGAUAUUUGAAGAAAAAAAAUUGAGUGAUAUAAGAGCCAGGAACUCAUUAAAACAAGAGAUCUGGGGAUCUAUGGAAAUAGAACAAAGAGUAGAGCAAUGUUUUAAAGAGAGAACAGUGUUUGAAGGACUCAUAAGCUGUAAGUCAAGAAAGGGGAGUAGUUGACAGGGUUAAAGCGUAAGCAUGUUGCUCGUGUUGUUUCAUGAUCAUUCUUUAUCAACCAAGUUAUAAUUGUAGAAUUGAAAAUAAUGGAUAUUUACAGUCAAUUACUGUGGAAUUUAUCAUUGAGCAAUAAUGUUUAGCUGAAGCACCUUGGUUAUUUCUUCUAUACCUGGAGUUUACCUGGAGAGAGUUUCGGGGAGGGUCCUUGCAGCUUACUACUUUAAAAAGCUUCUCAAAUGAAUGUUCCCUUUCAAGAGUUCUUCAACUGUGAAUGUUCCCUUUCAAGAGUUCUUCAACUGUGAAUGUUCCCUUUCAAGAGUUCUUCAACUGUGAAUGUUCCCUUUCAAGAGUUCUUCAACUGUGAAUGUUCCUUUCAAGAGUUCUUCAACUGUGAAUGCUCCCUUUCAAGAGUUCUUCAACUGUGAAUGCUCCCUUUCAAGAGUUCUUCACUAGUGAAUGUUCCUUUCAAGAGUUCUUCAAUAGUGAAUGUUCCUUUCAAGAGUUCUUCACUAAUGAAUGUUCACUUCAAGAGUUCUUCACUAGUGAAUGUUCCCUUCAAGAGUUCUUCACUAGUGAAUGUUCCCUUCAAGAGUUCUUCACUAGUGAAUGUUCCCUUCAAGAGUUCUUCACUAGUGAAUGUUCCUUCAAGAGUUCUUCACUAGUGAAUGUUCCCUUCAAGAGUUCUUCACUAGUGAAUGUUCCCUUCAAGAGUUCUUCACUAGUGAAUGUUCUUUUCAAGAGUUCUUCAUUAGUAAAUGUUCCCUUCAAGAGUUCUUCACUAGUGAAUGUUCUUUUCAAGAGUUCAAUAGUGAAUGUUCUCUUCAAGAAUUUUUCACUAGUGAAUGUUUCCUUCAAGAGUUCUUCACUAGUGAAUGUUCCCUUCAAGAGUUCUUCAUUAGUAAAUGUUCCCUUCAAGAGUUUUUCACUAGUGAAUGUUUCCUUCAAGAGUUCUUCACUAGUGAAUGUUCCCUUCAAGAGUUCUUCAUUAGUAAAUGUUCCCUUCAAGAGUUUUUCACUAGUGAAUGUUCCCUUCAAGAGUUCUACACUAGUGAAAACCUCUUCAAGGGGAGGGCUCAUUGUAGUAGUGGUGAAGAGGCUCUUGGUCUGAGGAAUUGGACCUCUUGGUCUUCUUCCCCCAACCAAACCUAAUUACCCCCCUAUCCUCCCUACCCCAUCCUCCCCAUACCCACCUUUUUUCCCCUUUCUUCCCUUCUCCCCACCCUCCCCUUGUUUCCCAUCCUGCUUGUAGUCUCUGGGGUCCUCCCCUCUAGCAUUACAGUUCCUAGGUUGGGGAUGGUGUGCCGGGGGUUCGUCCCACUCCGUGAGGUCCCUCAGGGGUGGUGUGGUUUGCCAUGGAAUCUGAAUUGUCUGAAGAUGCCCUGCUCCCUUCCUGGAUUUCUGGGAAAUGGGCAGGGUGCCCUUUGGGUAAUGGGUGUAUCUCCGGAAGCUGCCUGUCAGUUCUGAGAGGUGGCAGCCGAAGGAGGUAUGCUUUGUGGUGGGUUUCCAACUGCCCUUUCUUUUGUCCGCUGAGGUCCCUCAGUAGAUGUGAGGCUGCUAUCCCAAAGCGCUGGUUUUCUGGGAUGAAGAGUAGGGUAUGGCACGGGUUCCAUGCUGCAUCUUCACUACCUGUGGGCUCGAGGCCCUCUCGGAUGAUGGGAGGAGCUUUUGGCCCCUCCAUGCCUCCUAGCGACUGUCCCUCCACUGUCCCUCCGCUGUCCUUUUUUUUUUUUUUCUUUCCUUCUUUCUUUUUUUCUUCUUAAAAUAACAAGAAAGGAGAUAUCACAGAAGAAGGUCCUUUACUAUGGAGUCCUCACCCAGUGAAGCCCUUCCUCCUCCCAGACCCCUUUCUGAUCCCAAACCUUGUUCUGAGCCAGCUUCGUUUUUGGUCCAUUCUCUCGACUCUUCUCAUACCCCUAUACCUUCUGCCGGUGACGCUUCGUCACCUGCUUCAGGUGCUGUGGCAUCACCCAUUUCUGUUUAUGCUGCUACUUCUAGCACGCCUUUCACAAUGUGUCCGGCUUCCCCGAAUAUAGUACUACUUCUAAACGUCCAAGGCAACUUACUGAUGACAGGUCAUUGAUGAUCGCUCAGAAACGACCUGCGUGACACUCACUACCUCAGUGUACCAGGCUAACGAGUACGCAAUGGACAAAAUUCUUUUCUUUACAAACGACGUCUCAAACUGAUUAUCUUUGUGAUCAUGGAAUUGAUAAAACACUUUUACGGUAUGCUGGCCAAAAUAUAUCCUUCCAUGCUCUUCGAAGCGGUGCGUGUGUCAUAACAAUACAGAAUUCAGAGCAAGUUCAUGCUCUCUCCUGCAUCACUUCCAUAGAUAACAUACCAGUCACCGUUCGUAAGCACACUACUAUUAAUUCUUGCAGUGAUACUGUGGUCAUACUGAGUACCAUUGUACAGAGUGAUUUUUUGUCUUGUGACAAUGAUAUUUUAGAAUAGUUAGCCCUUCAAAACCUCCCUAUUCUUAAGGUAGAUACAUACAUCCUGCCCGCUCUUCGGUGGAGGCGCUUUCCUAGUAACAUCACUCAUUUAACCUUCAACUGCCGUGAACUUCCGACCUUUGUCUAUAUUGCAGGCCAUCGCCUAGAGGUCCAUCAAGUAGUUCCCACUCCCCAUCAGUGUCGUAAUUGCUGGCAUUUUGGGCACCCCACUAAACACUGCAGAUCUGCGGUGGAAUGCCCGGUCUGUGGUGCAGAAGAUCAUUCCAACACAUCUUGUAGUUUUUACCCCUCUUGUCUCAAUUGCAAGGAACCUCAUCCUUCCUUUACACGCCAUUGCCAGGUCUAUUGUAAUGAACGAAAGAUCCUUUAUCUUAAGGAACGUGAGAGCCUUACACUAUGGCUGUCUCUCAGCUCCACCUUCAAGGAAAACUUCCUUGCAUCCCAUAUGCUUGAGUAGCCCAAAGACCUCCAACCUCGAUGGUCCUCCUGCCUCCCAAUCCCUCUGUGUCCAUGUCUUUCGGGGUUACCCCAGUUUCUAAUUCUUUUGCAGUUUUAUCCUCAGACACUCCUACCUCCACACCACUUCCUACUUCUACUUCUUCAUCUCGCUCGCUUGCUUCUCUGUCUACAAGACCUUGCAGACCUACACUUGCUUCGUGUCCAUCACCUGUACAGAAUGUCUUUUGCCUCGGAGCCAAGUUCUCACCCCCUUUCCAGCUUUCACAUGAAGGUGGAUGUUCACCCCCCCCUCGUGUAGUCCCCUCUUCCCAAGCCCCCCUUCCUACCCAUCUUCCACCAUAGUUACCCUCCAACCUCCUUCCUCUCCUGUUACACUGCAGGACUCUUCUACCCCAGCCAAUGCAUCUCUCCAGGUUCAUACUCCCUUCCCCCCCUCAGACCUCUUUGGUUGCUGCCAUAGUUACUCCGACCUUUACUUGCAAUGCCUCUCCUGUUUUUGACAUUAUGGCAUCGUUGACUUCCUUAGCAACUGAGACACUAGCUAUAUUGCGGAGAUGACACCCCCCAAUGGACACCAACGUGCCUCCUAUUUCAUGACUCACACAACAGUAUACAUAUUCCUCCGCAACAUUAUAAUUCUUCCUUGCUUACAUGUUUACCAUUGCCCCGACAUGUUGACUUUACUGAUUCUAAAAACCCAUAGGUUUUAUUGUUUCUUAUUGUUGCCAUUUUUAUUUCUGUACAUAAUGUCUUUUUUUACAAUGGAAUAUUCGUGACCUUAGGGGCAAUCGAGGAGAACUCCAAGUGUUGCUCUCCCAGCUCUCCCCAGUAUGUGUUGGGUUGCAAGAGCCCAAAAUUUGUUCUGCUGUCAUUCGCCCUGUUUUGGGCUAUGUGCUGUUACGUUCUUCCGAUCCUUUACCCGACGAAUCAUUUAAUGAAAGCGCACUUUUUGUGCGCGUUGAUAUACUGUAUCAACAAGUUUUUGUUCAUUCCCUGCUGCAUUAUACUGCAGCUUGUAUUUAUUUACACAGAUGGUUUACAGUUUGCUCUCUUUAUCUUUCUCCCUCCCGUGCAUUCUGUAUCUCUGAUAUUGCGUUUUUAAUUUCUUCUCUACCGCCGCCCAUCUUGUUGGGUGAUUUUAAUGCUCACCAUCACUUGUGGGGAGGGUUCCACUGAGACUCUCGUGGUGAUCAGUUGGAGACUCUUCUCACUUCUCAUCCUCUUCAUGUUUUAAAUACGGGUGCUCCUAUCCAUUUUGACUCUUGCACUCAGUCUCUCGCCUACAUUGAUCUUUCUAUUUGUUCCUCACCCAUUGCACUUGAUUUUGCAUGGUCUCUUCUUUCAGAUUUACAUUAUAGUGAUAACUUUCCUAUCCUUCUUACUUCUACUACAUAUACCUGACUGUCUCAUAGCCCUCGUUGGCAAUUUGCCAAUGAGGGCUACAAGAGGACCCCCUUUUGUCCUCUAUUGAUGAACUGGCACAGCAAUUUUCGACCUUAGUCCUAACUGCGGCGAUGCAUUCUAUCCCCCAAACCUCAGGUAGGCAUUCUCAGGCAUGUGUACCAUGGUGGUCUCCUACAUGCGCCCGUGCAGUGCGUUUAACCCUUUCAGGAUCGGUGUCAUACUAGUACGGCUUGCACACCAGGGUUGGUGCCAUACUAGUAUGCAUAAAUUCUAGUGCCUUCAAAUCUACUGAGAGAAAGCUGGUAGGCCUACAUAUGAAAGAAUGGGUCUAUGUGGUCAGUGUGCACAGUAUAAAAAAAAUCCUGCAGCACACAGUGCAUAAUGAGAAAAAAAAACUCAGACCGUGUUUUUCGUUUAAAACACCAGCUUUGAAGUGUAUUUUUGUAUGGUAUUUAUGGUUAAACUCUCAUUUUCUUGGUCUCAUUUAAUAGAAUGGAAGACAUAUUACAGAAAUUGAGAUGAUUUUGAUUGGUUUCACAAUGAAAAGUACCUUGAAAUUGAGCUCAAAGUAGCAGAAAUGUUUGAUUUUUGCCAAUGUUCAAAAGUAAACAAAUCAUGCCACGUGUUCAAUACACAUCAACUGGUGGUCUAAUAUUCUUUCACAAGAGUGCUGAUAUUAUUUAUACCAUUUUUACACUAAUGUAGUAGUCUGCAUAACAGUAAAUCUUCUAUUUUUUGUGAGAAAAAUUCAAAGUGGAAAGCAAAAAAAAUGUAAGAGGGGCGUGAGACGUAACUAAUGAACAGAGAAAAUGUUAUUUAAGUGCCAGGAAUAUCUCUCUUGUUUAUUCUGGAUCCUCCUUGAUGUUGGUGAGGGGCUCUUGAUUUAGGGAAUUGGAUCUGUGCUCCAGUUCCCCGAAUUAAGCCUGAAUGCCUUCCACAUCCCCCCCCCCAGGCGCUGUAUAAUCCUCCGGGUUUAGCGCUUCCCCUUGAUUAUAAUAAUAAUAUUCUGGAUCCUGUUUUAAAAUUGGCAUCUUUGGCAUUUUAUUGAAUAAUUGAAAUCAGUAAAUGGGUGGUUUUUUGUACUCAUUCGAUAGAGCAAAUGGAGUUCUAGUGACUUUUGUUGACUGGUACAUUGGAAUUGGCCGAAAAUAGAUCUCAAAAUUGGUGAAAGCGCCAAUGUGUGAACAUCAUCGAGACUGCUAACUUCGUGAGAGCAUAUGUCCGUAAGUUUUCCAUCAAAUUUCAUACUUUUGGUGUCAUUAUGAUUGGGAAAAGAUUAUCAUUUCAUAAGAAAAAAUAAUUCUUAUUUUUUCAAAAGAUUUGCGACCCGGAGAACAAGUUUAGGAGGGGCCUCUCGACCCUGAGAGGGUUAAAAUGUGCUGCGUGGGGCUGUUAUCGAUAUAAUCGUACCACAGAAUGUCUGUUGGAUUUUAGCGGACAAGGGCAGUUGCUUGCCGCAUCAUCCACAAUGCUAAAUGCCCUUGUUGGCGGGACUACGUGCCUACCAUUACCCCAUCUUUCCCUAUGUGCACGAUUUGGAAAAAGGUGUGGAAAUUGUGUGGUAUGUACACUCCGGACCCAGAUCCCAUUUUGCGAGUUACUGGAGUUGAUGUCGCAGAACCUCUAGAUGUUGCCACAGAAAUCGGGAAUUAUCUUGUCCGUAUCUCCCGAGAGCUUCACCUCAGUCCCUCAUUUCUUGCAUCUAAGCCUACCAAAGAGCAAUUGCCCUUAGAUUUCUCCUGUGAUGGAUUGGAGCCAUGUAACGUAUCUUUUAGUCUCCUAGAAUUGGAGUCCACACUUUCCAUUUGCCAGCCGUUGGCAAGCCUCUCCCACAACUCUGUCUAAGUUAGAUUCCAUUCAUCUCCAAGGUCUCCAUCUGUGCCUUGGUGCCUUUCGUUCAUUCCCUGUUGAAAACCUCUAUGCAGAGGCGAAUGUUCCCUCCCAGGCUGAUCGUCGUAAUGCUCAUUUUCUUUGUCAUUUUGUCCGCGCUUGUGAUCUCCAUGUUCUUUCCACAUAUCGGUUACUCUCAGACAUUAGUAGGAACCCACUGUUGGAUGCCCCUGCCUACUCCAACCGUUUUCUCUUCGUAUUCACUCACUCCGAUCGUCUCUUCAGUUGCCCCCCUCAUACAUUCAUUUAGUGUCUGCCUUUUCCCUUCCCCCUUGAGAAGUUCCAACAGUUCAUGUGUGUGCCCUCCCCCCACUACCAUGUGCCAAAGCUUUCUUACCUACACCAGUCACAUGCUCAUGCCAUUGCUGUGUAUACAGAUGGUUCUAAAUCUGCUGAUGGUGUUGGGUUCGUGGCAGGUUUCCCUGAUGACGUCCGAGGCCACUUGUUGGACUUGGCUAGUGUUUUUACUGCAGAGUUGUAUGCCAUCCUUAUAGCGCUUCUUUGUAUUACAUAUACGUAUGUCUUCUUCGACGUUUGUGAUCAUUUCAGAUUCUUUCAGUGCUUUAAAAGCCAUUAAACACUUUAAUUCCCCUCAUCCAUUAGUCCUCCCAUAUUCAACAAUGGUUGCACCAUGUGGCUAGCAAGAAUAAAGAUGUCAUUUUCUGUUGGGUCCCUGGUCACAUUGGUGUGCAGGGCAAUUAGCAGGUAGAUGCUGCUGUGCGGUCAGCGGUGCAUGAUCUCCCGAUUUCUUAUAGGGGUAUUCCAUACGGGGACUAUUUUCCAGUCAUCUCUGCCCAUCUCCGCUGCCAUUGGCAACAAUGGUAGUUAGGCAUAUGCCAUAACAAAUUGCACUCUAUUAAACUGCUUUUAGGUUUGUGGCCAUCUUCCUACCACCGUUGCCGUUCUCGGGAUACUGCGCUUUCCUGGCUCCCCAUUGGCCAUACACGCCUUACCCAUGGGUAUCUCAUAGAUAGAUGCCCUGUUCCUCUCUGUGAGGCUUGUCAGGUCCCAAUUUCAGUUCUUCACUUCCUUGUCGAUUGCCCGAUUUACCAAUGACGCCGCCACCCUGCCACUCUUACUUUAUCUUCUCUACCUGCAGACGACCCCACCUUUGACUCCCAAGCACUCAUUUACUUUUUGUCAGCAACUGCCUUAUUAUACGAACUUUGACACAUCGCUCUUAGCGUCCCUUCCAUCCCUUUUCUUCCCUCACCUCUGAUCCCCUCUCCACUUAGCUUAUUAUAACCUCUGCAUUACAUACUGCCCUCCAAUGCUGUAUGACCCUUGUUGGUUUAGCACUUACUCUGAUUAUAAUAAUUCACUAGUGAAUGUUCCCCUCAAGAGUUCUUCAAGAGUGAAUGUUGCCUUCUAGAGUUCUUCACUAGUGCAUUUUCCCUUCAAGAGUGAAUGUUCCCUUCAAGAAUUCUUCACUAGUGAAGGCUAUUUUCAGGAAUUCUUCUGUAGUGACUGCUCCUUCAAGAGAAGAGUGCCUUGAUGUUGGUGAAGAGUUCUUGAUUCAAGGAAUUUGAGCUACCCCUCUCCUUGGAGCAAACCUGAUUAUUUCCAAUUCUCCUGGCACUUCAUGACCCAGAUGGGUCAUGAAGUGCUUCCCUAUAAUUGUAAUAAUAAUAAUAAUUUGCAAAUGAUUCUUUUGGUUCAUAACAAUAAAUUCAUAAUUUGUUUUCCUUAAGAUUUGUAGUUGUAUUUUAAAAGUAAUUAAAAAAUGUUAAACAUAACUUUCUUGCAUUGCUCAAUAAUUACAAGAUCUGUGAAGGUACUAACCAGUAAUAAAAAUUGGGAUAUACUUACUGUAUGUGGAUGCAAUGAUAACUGGUGGAAUAUAUUUAUGUACAGGGGGGCCCCACUUAGCAGGUUAGGCUCUGGGCUACUGCUGUAAUUUAGUGAUAGUGGCUGUAAAGUGAAACAUGGCCUUUUUUUUUUUCACUUUCAAAUUCAUAUAUGUAAAAGCCUGAUAACAUAUUUACACUAUCAUAUAUUAAGUGAGCAAUAGAGCUAGACCUAAAAAAUGUAUGUACGGUACACACAUUACUUAAAAUAUUUUCAUCCUCAGCUUAUAGUGAGUGGUGAAUAUUGUAGGAAGUCUGAAUAAACGAAGAAUGAUUAUAUGUAAUUGAAAACCUCUGCAUUAGUGAAAUGCUGUAAAGUGAAGCUAUGUAAAGUGGGGUCCACCUGUAUUUUAUUUGCUGGAUUAGCAUUUUAUUGCAGUUAUAGUCAUUAUAUUUUUUAAAGUCAAAUAGGGUAGAAGGUAGACUUGCACUGUAUAUAUCCUAGUAAACCACAGAACAGGUGGGGUUUGAACCAUGGCAAGUGAGAUGUAAAACUCCUUGCCAGUGGUUUGUGUGCAGUCGUGUUAUAUCUUAAUCUCUGCAAGGAUAAAUAUCUGUUACAGACACCUUUUUACCCUAACACAAGACUGUUAUGAGCUUCUAUAUUACAUUUUGUUGAUAUAGUAUUACAUUCUUUUCUGAUUAUGUUUAGAGGCUGUUUAAGAAUUAUUUUAAUCUUUAAAAUAUAGUGUACUUAAGUCAAGUACUUAAUUGUGUGCUAGAAGUGCAGCUUGUGCGCUACUGUUAGCUCAACCAUAUGUUAAGUACUUAAUGUGUGCUGUAAGUGCAGCUUGUAUACUACUGUUAGCUCAACCAUAUGUUAAGUACUUAAUGUGUGCUUUAAGUGCAGCUUGUGCUACUGUUAGCUCAACCAUAUGUUAAGUACUUAAUGUGUGCUGUAAGUGCAGCUUGUGUGCUACUGUUAGCUCAACCAUAUGUUAAGUACUUAAUGUGUGCUUUAAGUGCAGCUUGUGUGCUACUGUUAGCUCAACCAUAUGUUAAGUACUUAAUGUGUGCUGUAAGUGCAGCUUGUGUACUACUGUUAGCUCAACCAUUUGUUAAGUACUUAAUGUGUGCUGUAAGUGCAGCUUGUGUGCUACUGUUAGCUCAACCAUAUGUUAAGUACUUAAUGUGUGCUGUAAGUGCAGCUUAUAUACUACUGUUAGCUCAACCAUAUGUUAAGUACUUAAUGUGUGCUGUAAGUGAAGCUUGUGUGCUACUGUUAGCUCAACCAUAUGUUAAGUACUUAAUGUGUGCUGUAAGUGCAGCUUGUGUGCUACCAUGAGCUCAGUCUUCUGCACUGAGAUGACUCAAGAGGGGAAUUAUUAAUAUCUUGUUCACAAUACAUUGCCAUGCAUCUUGCAUAUCUCACUUGUUUGUACUGUGUUAAAAAAAUGUCAUUUUUAUUUUUUAUAUUUUUUUAUUAAUAAAGUAAGGAAGAAAACACUUUAAUAUAGAAAGAAGUAAUAGAACAAAGGAGGAAAAACUAAAGUAAGGAAGUAAUAAGGGAAGGAAGUACCAAAGUGUUUUUGCACAGAUCACUCACACAGAAUUACCAUCUUUGUUAAAAAUAAAAUAUGCUGACAUUUUUAAAAUUGUAACUUUGGUAUUCCUGUAAAGUGACAAACUAGUACAUCAGAUAUAACACGUAUUCUUGCUAUCACAAUGAUAUUCACUUACCUUUCUACUUUCAUACCAUUAUAAUGUAGUUCUUAACAGGGGUAGUGCCAGGUUUGUAUAGGAGUGGCUUAGGGGUGGCAGUCUGGUUGGCAAAGGAAGCUAGGGGCUUGACUUGAUUCAGAAUUGUUAUUGUUUUAUUAUUAUUAUUAUUAUUAUUAUUAUUUGAGAGCUUCAGCCUCUCCUGCCUCCUUGGCAUUGCCCCUGGUUCUUAUUUAUAUUGAUAUCAUCCAAAAUAAAUUUGUAUAUGUAUCUCUGUAUUACCAGUAUCAGGCCAAAGCUCCAGUUUGUACUGUAGUUUCUGCAGUUAGUUUGAUUGCUAUAGUAAGCUUUCUAUGCCUAUCCUUGGUGAGUAGUCAAAAGAUUACAAAGGCACAUAAAUGGGUAUAGGAACUAGGCCCAAGCAGUAUGCUAGCUUAGCAGGUUAAAGUAGUAAAGAACUAUUCACAGAUUUGUUGAAAAUAGUUUAUUACUACUGAAGUCACCACAGGCCUUCAGUAC